UUCUCUAGGGUUAGGAUGUGGAAACUGUGCCCGGCCGAUGAGACCGGAGGAGGAUCGUCGUAUCGGUUUCUAGUUGGUGUUGAGUAUGUUGUUGGACGAAAGAAUUGUGGAAUUUUAAUUCAAAAUGAUCAGUCAAUCAGCCGAAGUCAUGCAGUUUUUACAGUUAAUCAUCCCCAAGUGAAUCUUAGUCAAUCUUCAUCAUUUCCUGAAUUAACUUUAAAAGAUACUUCAAAAUAUGGUACCUUUGUUAAUGGAGAAAAGCUACACAAUGGUAAUACCAUAACAUUAAAUACUGGUGAUAGAAUCACUUUUGGAGUCUUUGAAAGCAAGUACAGAGUAGAAUAUGAACCACUGAUAGUGUGUUCUUCAUGCUUAGAUGUUUCGCAGAAAAAUAUUUUAAAUAAAAAUAUUCUUCAGCUGGGUGGCCAUGUAGUAAAUGAAUGGAAUGAAGACUGUACCCAUCUUGUCAUGGUUCUAGUUAAAGUUACUGUGAAGACAAUAUGUGCACUGAUUUGUGGUCGACCAAUUAUGAAGCCGGAAUAUUUUGAUGAAUUAAUCAAAGCCAUUCAAGCAAAGCAACAGUUACCACUGCCUGAAAGAUUUUUUCCACGAGUUGAUGAACCAAGUAUUGAGAAUGAAAACAUAGAUAUGACCAAGUGUCCUAGAAGAAGAACUAUUUUCAGAGGAAAGUUUUUUAUCUUUCUAACGGCAAAGCAGCAUGCCAAAUUGAGUUCAGCAGUUAAGCUCGGAGGAGGAGAGGCAAGACUGCUGACUGACGGAACAGAAUAUGCUGCUGCUUUGAUAACAUCUAACACUUGUGUCAUUGAAGUAGGCUCUACAAACUCUCAACCAUCGGUUUCUUCUUUGGACACAAAAUGGAUUGAUAAUAUCACAGCUGCCUUGCAAAGGAAGAACUACAGAACAAUCUCAGAGGCAGAAAUCGGUUUAGCAGUUAUUUUUGCAUCUACAGAAAAAUACUGUAAUCCUCAAAUUUCACCAAGUGGAGAUAUAAAAACUGCUGCCCUGGCAUCCCAGGUCCCUGAACAAAGUCAGUCUCAGAGUGUGGCAGUGGAGGAAACAGUAAUGCCUUCCAACCAAGAGGAUAUCAGUGGAUUUGUAGCUGACACAGAAAUGGAUGAAGUGAUGGACACAUUACUUAUAGAAUUAUCACAAGAGGAAACAAAGCCUGCUAUCCAGUCACAGGAAAUAAUGACUAUUAGGGAGACUCCAGAAGGAACAGGCAGUGUAAACAGAGAGAGAAUCUUGCCCCAGCUAAAGAAGACGCACCGAGCUGAUUUCACCAGUCUAGCAUGUCUAUCUUCUGAAAUUUCAAGUCAUAGCAGGAACAGAAAGGAAGAUUCACAGCAAUUCAAUUCAAUUAAAAAUUACUUUCAGACCACUGUUAAAAAAAGAGAAAGGAAUGAGGAAUUAGAAACACCGUUAUCAAAACAUGCAAAGUUGGAUAAGAAGUCAUCACAGGUUUCCCAUCAAACACCAUCUGUUCCUUUUUUGCUACGGGAAAAUAAUGUGAAUUCUCAAAAAGGACAGUGUGCAGCAACACAAGGAGUAAGUGACUCAAACAUGGACUCAAGAAAAUCUUCAGUAAUGGAAAAUAACAAGUUAGAGCAAACAGGAAUGGAAAAUACUCCUGUUGAAAUGCCUGCAUCAAAGAAGAGAAAGAAAAUAGAGGAGUCUGUGGAAGAUGAAGCUUCGUUAGAACUUGUAUUUGCAAGCCAAGAGUUGGAUCCAGAAGAGAAUAUAGAAGUUCAGGAUGAGAAAAACACCCAGAAUGUAAAGAAGAAAGUGAAACUGGAUCUUAAAGAAACCACUUUAAGAAACAAAGAAACAAAAAUAGUAGCCACUAGAUUUUUGGAAAAAAAUGAGGAAUCCCUUCCAGCAGAAAACCAGAAAGAAGAAAUCAAAGAAGAGCCACCAGAACCUAAUCCAAGUAAAUGUGGAGAUGUUUCAAGUUAUCUCCCUAGUAAACUUUUGCUAAUGGAAUUUAGAUCAUUGGUUGUUACUCAACCAAAGAAAAUUAGUCCUCCAGCAAAUUCAAACUACGGGCAUCUGAGCAACUUUAAAAAAUUUAAAAAGAUAGCUUAUCCUGGGGCAGGGAGGCUUCCAAACAUUAUUGGAGGAUCAGAUCUGAUAGCUCAUCAUGCUAGAAGAAACCCUGACAUGGAAGAUUGGUUGAGACAAGAAAUAGAGGAGCAGAAUUGUCAAACAAGAGAGGAGUCACUUGCAGAUGAUCUGUUUCGGUAUGAUCCGCGAAUAAAAAGAAGAUAAUUGUACCUCUAAAUGCUUGCUAGUAAUAAACAGCAAUAUCAAAGAGUUACUUUAUAAUCAACCACAUCUACUGAAAAUGUGACUUUUUUAAAAGAAUGUUUCUGUUUAUAAGAAACAGAACUUGAGACAAUUAGUGAUGGAGCCAAAACUAGCCCAUUUUCUUGUAGGCUUUGAAAUAUUAACCCAAAAGAAAAUAUUCAACAUCUAGCCUGAGCCAGAGAGGAAUUUUAAGCUUCCUGCAUUUGCAUAAUUUUCAAGCCUCUUCCAGCCUUGUUACUAUUUACUGAAAUCUACAGUUGUGCUGCAUGUCAGGUACAAGGAAUUGUGGGAAAUGUAGUUUUCCCAGCCUAGAAAACCCAUUGAAUAGUACUGAGAGCCUUGCUUUCAGUAUUUCCAUUAAAUACACAGUUGUAGAGUGUGGUGAAAACUAGUGGAUGAGGGAGGGUUCACACAACUGUUCUUGGAGUAGCUAGAAAGUUUAGUGAGAGAGGCACCGGAAAAGACAGAUGACUGAAAGUAUUGCCAUGCACCUAUAGGAUCGUGGGAGCAAAAUAUUGUAUUGUGUUGAUAUUAGAGAUUUCAUCUAAACAAUCUUGGAACAAAUCUUGAAAAUACCAAACUUUUAGUAGCAUUCCAACAUAGGAAAGUUAUGGUUUUGGUUUUUGCUGACCAGGAGUUAGCUCAUCGUCAGAUACUGAACUUAACAGAUUUUAUGCUUUUAGAAUUCCAUUUCAAGCCACAUUUUAAGAACUUUCUAUGAAAGCCUUUGUUUUUAUAAAAGAAAUAGAGAAACCACAUUUUUAAAAGGUAAUUUUGAAGUUUGUGUUUAAUUUAUGCAUUGCAACUAUUUCUAUUUAUAAAAGAUGGCCCUUUUAAUAAGUCACACUUAUUAAACACAAGUGUAAACAAGAUGUUACAGACUAGUCCCUGUAAUAUUUAACUUCCUUAACUAGUUCUAAGAAAAAGAUCCUGAUCGGGGAAUUAGAAGUAGGAUGUGCUUCAAAUUCCUUUUACAAUGGAUUUUCGGGGAGUUUCUGCCUGCUCAAAUAUAAAGAUCAAAUAAAAAGAUCUUUUUUAGUAUCUUAUUUUAAAUUUAGGAGUCUUCACUGUCAAGUUGAAUCACUUCAAUAUAGAUUUGCAUUACACAUUAUGCUGGAUAAAUGAAUAUUUUGGUGGUUUAGCUGAGUUAUUUUCAACUGAAGAAUCCUACAGCAGCCAUUUGUGUAAACUAAACUAACCAAUAAAUGUUUUCU
Ahaetulla prasina is the source of this 3539-nucleotide messenger RNA. RefSeq names its product nibrin (gene NBN). The transcript is spliced from 16 exons. The record is from RefSeq and is a predicted model, not a curated record. Gene Ontology annotation, molecular function: damaged DNA binding; protein binding. The coding region runs from base 16 to 2286 and encodes 756 amino acids. Gene Ontology annotation, biological process: mitotic G2 DNA damage checkpoint signaling; telomere maintenance; double-strand break repair via homologous recombination. Gene Ontology annotation, cellular component: Mre11 complex; nucleus. Lineage: Eukaryota; Metazoa; Chordata; Lepidosauria; Squamata; Colubridae.